Hemibagrus wyckioides is the source of this 5825-nucleotide messenger RNA. RefSeq names its product transcription factor 3b (gene tcf3b). Gene Ontology annotation, biological process: regulation of transcription by RNA polymerase II. Lineage: Eukaryota; Metazoa; Chordata; Actinopteri; Siluriformes; Bagridae. The transcript has 21 exons. Gene Ontology annotation, molecular function: RNA polymerase II cis-regulatory region sequence-specific DNA binding; protein dimerization activity; DNA-binding transcription factor activity, RNA polymerase II-specific. The coding region runs from base 629 to 2626 and encodes 665 amino acids. The record is from RefSeq and is a predicted model, not a curated record. Gene Ontology annotation, cellular component: transcription regulator complex.
GCUUAUUAUCCUACGAUCUACGUCCGCCGAAAUAUAUAGUUCGCAUCGGCAAUUCUUCUACUUUGCUCUAAACUGCGCGGUGUGUCUCGCACGACACGUCUUAAAUGCUUAUUUCGCGCUUUCCGCCGGCUAUAUUUAUUUCUCGCUUCUUCGAAGAAGGCGACACAAUUGUUUUCUCCUCUGGGCAUUUUGAAACUGGACACCGCUGGCGCUGAGGCCCCCUCUUUUCCAUGCGGAGGAAUACGUUGUUGCUGCUGACAAUGUGGAUGGAGGAGCUUUAAGAUGUCUACUAGAAGAAUGAAUCCAUCUCAAUUGUAGCAACAAAAAAGAAAAAAGCGAAGACUUGUGGCUGGCAGCGCUCGGUUGUUUGGAUACCGACCGAGUACUUUGUAUACUUUGUAUUUACGACGCGGAUUUGCUUCACCAAAGGAUGAAGUGCAAAUAGGAGACGGGGUUUUUUUUUUUUUAUGGUGAUCCAACGCUUUUCAUGCGCCGAGGUUCGAAUCGUGCUCAAGUUUUUUUUCGGGGGGUUUUUGUUUUCUUUUCAUCCUAUGAGAGUCAGCCUUUCUUUCUAACCGCUGGAUGUGAAGCAUCUCAUACAGAGAGGGCUCUUUAAAGACAGCGGGGCAUGAACGAGCAGCAGGGCCACAGAAUGGCGGUCGAAACAGAUAAGGAACUCAGCGACCUCUUGGAUUUUAGUGCGAUGUUUGCGCCCCCUGUGGCCAAUGGGAAGACUCGACCAACCACGCUUGCCAGCAGUCAGUUUGGUGGCUCGGGAUUGGAUGAGCGCAGUGGUUCCAGUCCCUGGGCUGCUGGGGAGCAGGGCAGCCCUUCGUUCAACCAUGGACGGAGUUACAGCGAGGGCACACACUACGGUGAGCAUGAUGGGCUGUCUUCCCCAUUCCUCAGCUCUGGGAUUGGCGGAAAGAAUGAAAGGGGACCUUACUCUUCAUUCAGUACCCAGCAAGGGUUCCUGCCUUCAGACAUUGUGAUGGCCAAUGCUGAUGCCAUGUCUCCCUCAGGCUUGAAGUCUGGCUCUCAGUUUUACCCCACAUUCUCCAACAACCCCCGGAGACGCCCACCAGAUGGAAACAUCGACACCCAGCCGAAAAAGAUUAGGAAGCCACCAGGACUGCCGUCUUCUGUGUAUGCCUCCACGUCCGGUGAUGAGUAUCCUCGAGACGGUGCUGGAUAUCCAGGCUCCAAAACGGGUCCCGUGUACCCCGGCUCUUUUUACAUGCAAGAGGGUCUGCACCCUUCCUCUGAUCCCUGGGCGUCUUCUGGGCCUCUGGGCCAGUCGGGCUAUUCGGCCAUGCUGGGCAACUCGCCCCACAUCAGCCAGCCAGGUUCCUUCACUGCCAUCAAUCCACAGGACAGGAUGAAGCGCCAGCCGCUGCCUCUUUCUCCACAAAACUACCCUCUUCACGGCGCUGACGUCAACGGCUUCCAUUCAGGCUCCGGAGCCUACAACCACACGUCGUCCAUUAACGGAGCUGACAGCAUUAUGGUCAGUAGAAGUUCAGCUACAGGCAGCUCAGGUGAUGAGAUUGGAAAAGCCCUAGCCUCGAUCUACCCUUCAGACCACAAUAGCAACAAUUUCCCCUCCACACCCUCCACGCCAGUCGGCUCACCCCAGGGCAUUGCAGGUGCUUCUCAGUGGCCAAGAUCUGCUAGCCAGACAGCUCUCUCACCUAGCUAUGAAGGUGGACUACAUGCACUUCAAAAUAAAAUGGAGGACCAUCUAGAGGAGGCCAUCCAUGUGCUGCGCAGUCAUGCGGUGGGUCAGGGCCCAGGCGCAAGCCUUGGUGGGGCCCAUUCAGAGGUUCACAGUCUGCUGGGUGCUGUGUCCUCGUCUGUUCAUAAUGGAUCCCUGGGAAGCCUUGGCCAGGGCUUCCCUGGUGCUGGGCUGGCUCUGGGCAACAGACAUCCCGCUAUGGGUGGAAGCCACCACGAUGACCCUGCAUGCCUCCCUCCCAGCAGCAGCCUAUUACCAACAUCCCACGCCUCGAGCACCCCACAGCCUGCAGGAGCACCAGAGGGCUUCACUAGUUUGCCAGGAGGCGUAGCCACACACUCUUCAAACAGCUCCGAUAUUAAGAGGGAAGACCGAGAAGACGAUGAGAACUCUUCCAUUGCAGAUAAGUCUGAAGAGGAAAAGAAGGACCCCAAAGUGUCUCGCAACAGAACAAGAAAGGAGGCGUUUUCCCUCCAGGUCCAUUCAAGUGUUUCAGACCAGGGAGAAGAUAAAGAUGACGAGGAUGAUGAAGAUCUGCCAGCUGAGGUGAAGAUGGAACGGGAGAAAGAGCGGCGUGUAGCCAACAACGCGCGUGAGAGAUUGCGUGUCCGAGACAUCAACGAGGCAUUUAAAGAGCUGGGCCGCAUGUGUCAACUACACCUGAGCACGGACAAACCACAGACCAAACUGCUCAUCCUUCACCAGGCCGUCAACGUCAUCCUCAAUCUGGAGCAGCAAGUGCGGGAGCGCAAUCUAAACCCGAAGGCAGCAUGUCUGAAACGACGGGAGGAAGAAAAAGUGUCUGGAGUAGUGGGUGACUCUCCAAUGCAGCUGCCAGGCCCUCACCCUACUCUGGGAGGAGAUGGACACAGUUCUGUCGGUCAUAUAUGAUGAUCAGUGGCUCAUGGAAGAAGUGGCCUUUUUUAUCUCUUCCUUCAUCCUCUUCAAAGUAUGUGUGUGUGUGUGUGUGCGCGUGAGUGUGUUUUCACACAUGUUGACUUGGAAAGUGUAUCGUCCAUGAAAUGUAAGAGGUGCAUCUUCACACGUCCAGAAACACAAGUGUACUGCCAAACUGACAACCCAUUUUGCUGCACUCCUGAUUGUGAUUACCAGCGUAAAUGUGAAGAACUCUGUGUAUUUUAUUUUCCUCCUUUUUUUUUGUAUUUUUCUGCUUCCAUGAACUGAUGGAACACAGGGAUAGAUAUAUCGUAUCUACCGAGGACAAUUUACCCCACAGCUGAGAGUAUGAGGGGGGAAGAACUUACAAAUGUCAAAAUAUAAUCAAGGAUUUGUGCCUAAAUAAUUGUUACAUUUUUAUAAGAGACACUGAAGCAAAUUGCUUACUUGUGUGGAACAAAUCUGUUUGGGAGUUGCUUGUAAAUGAGCAAUGUUUUUAUGUAGCUUGGCAUUCCCUGCUUAAAGGUACAGUCUUACAUGUGUUGUGUAACCAAACCCAUGUAAAGUGGGAGAGAACCUGUGGUGCUUUUGGGGACUGCAUUUCCCAACAUGCCCCUAGGUCUGUAUUUAAAGGGAGAAAGCUCACAGACCAGCUAAAGUCAUCAGACUCUUGUGAAACGAAUGGUUUCAAUCAAAGCUGAGAUUUUUCUUUUUCGAUUAACACUUUUUUUUAAAGCGUCGGACUGUGAUCAGUCACCGUUCUGCCAGUCGGAGCAAACACAAAGCUCACGGGAGCUCUGAAAAGGUGUCUGUAAACACCCCAGUUGAAAGUAUUUGGUACAUUUCUAAGUAAAUUCACCAGCGUGUGGUAUGUGUGAGUCUCAGCAUUCCUGCUUGUUUCCAGUUAUCUUGUCUCCUGUAUAAACCCAGAACGAAGCCCUGAUGCCCAGCAGUGUAAGAGUGUACAAUUACAUUAUUUCAGGGCUAUCCUGUCGUCAGCUUAGUAAGUAUGCUGUUCUAGCUGAAGAUACUCUGAUUCACAGAGAGUAAAUACUCCAGCACAUCUCUCAUUGUUCUCUUGUCCUUCCUAAAACACCAGUUCGAAGCAUUUUUCUGAAAACAGGCAUGUAUGCUCUCAUCGACUGUUUUUUUGCCAAAACACUGAAACCUCAUUGUGUCCACCUCACACAUGCAUAAAGGAUAUUAUUUCAACUUGAGCAAAAUGUAAGAACAUAUAUAUAUAAAAAUAUAUAUUUUGUUAGUAUAUACAUUGUAGAUUUAUAAAUAAUAAAAAAAAAAAUUCAUUAUUAAUUUGAAGUGUAGAAAUCUAUAUUGUUCGAGAGAGAGAGAGAGCGAGUAGGGCAGGGUAUGAUGAAAUGACUGGAGAAGUGCGUUUCAGAACGGCUGUGGAUUAUAUGCGUAAUGUCCAUUUCUAGUCCAUUCUGUUCAGCUGCGCUCCACUGACCAUGGACAGCGUCUGUAUGCGUAACAUUUACUCUCUAUGUUGCUGUGUUUAGGCUUCAUUUAGCUCUGUCACAAAAACAGGUAAAGGAUUGAAUUGAUUCUGAUGUUUGAGCGUUCUAGGAAGCCUGUUGUGUCAAAACAUUGUUACUGAUGGAUGAAAAAAUAUCUUUCCUUUUGGUUAGGGAAGGCAGGUAACGCAGUUAUGUCACUGUCUGUAAUUACAAUUCCCUUCAUACUGAAUUUUUAUCAAAUUUAUUAAGCGACUAUUGCCCAGCUCUCGUUUCAGUUUUGAACCCAUUAUGCAACUGGUUUUGAAUGUACACUCAAAUAUAGAUCCUACUCCUUAUUUGCUGUACGUCCGAAUACUGCCAGUUCACUUCUAUUAUUUCAUAUGACAGUAUAUAAUCUAUCCAUUUCUGAUUAAAAACAUUUUUAUUUUUUUUUUUAUAUCUUGUGUGAUUUACAUGGAUGGUUUAACGUAUGUAAGAUAAUACAGUGUUAAUUCAUAAUACGUCUACAAUCCUGUCUGCUGUGGACACUGUUAAAUAUCUGUUUUCGAGAUAGAGAUUAUAGGAAUUGCAUAUUGAUUACUGAGGGAGGAAUGCAUAAUUGACCUUUGGAAUAUUUUCAAUGUGGCCUUCUCAUUCUCAAGGCAGUCGUAUUUGGUGCCUUAUUAGUGCCUAAAUUUAUUUUUCUUCUGAAAUUAUUAUUCUUCAUUUAUCUUUAAAAUGUUCUGAAGUGCUCAAAGUAAAUGUAUGGCUAAAAGUCUCUCGACUGACAUUUCAUUUUUCAGGAAAAAAAAAGAGAGAGAGAGAGAGAAAUGAAUCAACUGUUCCAUAAAUUUCUACAUUUCUGAUUAGGUAUGUGUGAUUUUGUCAAUAAUCUGACGCUUGUGGGGUUUUUUUGUUUUGUUUUGUUUACUUGUGUAACCCCCCCCCUCUCCUAUUUCUUUCUGUUGGUGUCUGUUGCCAAGUACUCAUGAUUGGGAAAGCAUGUCAAACUACGGGAGAAGGAUCUUCCAUUCUGAGGAUUGUUUAAACACUAGACUGUUAGCAGUAUUUUCCACCACCAGCCAAACACUUAAGAAAUGGCAUAUUGUAGGACUCUAGCAAUGAGCACACACAUUAGCGUUUGGUUUCAUGUUUUCUUUUUUUACAACCCUGAGAGAAAUGAAAAGCAGGAUUUUUUUUUUUUUUUAUCUGUAUGGCUUUGCUUUUGUUGCCAACAUUAGCUUGAAGUCCAUCACUGCAUUUACAUGACAUCCAGAAACAUUAAAAAAAAUGUUUGUUUGCUGGUUCAAUUACACAAGUGAGACAUUACAGACUGGAGGAUAAAUUAUUUGGAUUUUUCUCCUUUUUAAAUUUGUUUGCAACGACUAUAAAGAUUUCACACAAAACUAAAUUUCAGAGUUCUUGUCAAGCAUGAACAUGCAUGUCCUGUGGCAAUUUCUAUUUUUAUGGGAACUGUUCCAGCUUUUCAAAAUGCAGCAUUUAAUAACAACUGUUGUAUCUGAAGCAAAACGUCCUGCCUGACAUUUUUUUUUAAUACUAAUACACCACUGUUAUUCCAACACUUUGAAUAGGGGACAUGAACAAUACAGAAUACUGCUGUUGUGGCUUCAGAGUGCCUCCUGGUGUGGGUGUGUGUGUGGGUCUGCGUGCCUGCGUGUGUGUGUGUGUCUUUUCAGUCUCUUACUUCUGUCUCUUGUUUUUAUAAAUAUAUAUAUAUA